This is a messenger RNA of Suillus fuscotomentosus, 405 nucleotides long. RefSeq lists its product as uncharacterized. Lineage: Eukaryota; Fungi; Basidiomycota; Agaricomycetes; Boletales; Suillaceae. The coding region runs from base 1 to 405 and encodes 134 amino acids. The transcript has a single exon. The record is from RefSeq and is a predicted model, not a curated record.
AUGUGCAGGUUCCUUCAACAUUGGACAUCCGUCUACACGGGAGCGGCAAUCAUGUGUAACAGGAAGUCGCCGAGCCAUCGAGAUCCGAAAUGCCCCCCGGAAGGUUUCGACAUACUUACCUGCAUAGGCGGCUAUGACCAUGGCGUAAUGCAAUUGACCAACUUGGGCAUCGAGCUCGCUUAUGAUCCGGGUGUUAUGGUUAGCUAUUCUGGCCGGCUCGUGAGGCAUGGCGUUCAAGUUGCCGAGGGAGACAGAAUCGUCUGGGCUUGGUUUAUGCGCGAUAGCGUGCAUAAUUAUGCUCAGACCCCGCAUACAGAGUAUGCAAAAUAUAAUCUCGCGGAUUUUGCGAUAUACCACCUAGCCCAAUACAAUCAGGCAGAUUUCAUUCGGUACCGCGCGUUGUAG